UUUCAUCGCCGGGGAAGCUGCGGUGGGUCCGUAUCUCGGGGAAGAGGACGAAGGAGUGGCAGCUGGACUGUCAGAAAUGGAAGCCGAGUUUCGGGAAAUCGAUGAAAACGGGAAUUGGAGCACCAUUUAUCAGGAGAUUCGUCAGCAGUCAUGUGAACUCCCUUGCAAGGUUGCAAAAUUACCAGAAAACAAGAAUCGGAAUCGUUACAGAGAUGUUAGCCCAUUUGACCACAGCAGAAUAUGUCUGCAGCUGGGUACGAAUGACUACAUUAAUGCCAGCCUAAUAACAGUAGAAGAGGCACAGAGGAACUAUAUUCUUACUCAGGGACCCCUUCCAAAUACAUGUGGCAACUUCUGGGAGAUGGUGUGGGAGCAGAGGAGCCGCGGUGUGGUGAUGCUCAACAGAGUCAUAGAGAAAGGAUCUAUAAAAUGUGCCCAAUAUUGGCCUCACAGAGAGGAGAGGGAUGCUAUCUUUGAUGACACCAAUUUCAAGCUUAGCUUCAUCUCGGAAGACGUCAAAUCUUACUACACAGUCCGUCAGCUGGAGUUGGAAAACCUGUCUACUCAAGAGACUCGUGAGAUUUUACAUUUUCACUACACCACCUGGCCUGACUUUGGAGUACCAGAGUCUCCUGCCUCCUUCCUUAACUUCCUUUUCAAGGUGCGAGAGUCGGGUUGUCUGAAUUCGGACCAGGGACCAGUGGUGGUGCACUGCAGCGCCGGCAUCGGACGCUCUGGGACAUUUUGUCUCGUUGACACCUGCCUCUUAUUGAUGUCCAUGCGAAAAGACCCGUCUUCAGUGCGGAUUCGUGAAGUGCUGCUGGAGAUGCGACGCUAUCGGAUGGGUUUGAUUCAGACAGCAGAUCAGCUUCGCUUCUCCUACCUUGCUGUCAUUGAAGGUGCCAAGUACAUCAAGGGAGAUACGUCACUGCAGGAGUCAUGGAAAGAGCUGUCUAAUGAGGAAGACGACCCUCCCGAGUUCACCCCUCCUCCUAUUCCUCCUCCCAGAGACCCACACAAUGGCAAAGUUGAGCCAUCCUUUUUCCCUGAAAAUGAUGAGAUCAUCCAACAGAUGGAGAUCCGCAGUCUGGGUUCCUCACAAGAGUCAGAGCUGCGUAAGAGGAACGUUGCUGCCCCCCAGCCUCCUCCUGACAGUGCCAAUCAGCUCGACGGCUACAAGGAAAUCCAAGAUCAUACCUCCAGAGCUCCCGUCAAAUCCCAGCAGCAGCACGAGACUGAAGAGCAAGAGACACCCGAGGCUGCAGCGCAGCCGAAGGAAAAUUCUCCUGUGCCGGGGACUUGGUCCCCUCUACUAACCAAUGUGUGCCUGUGCACAGCACUGGCUCUCAGUGCUUAUGUCUGUUAUCGAGUCUAUUUCCACUGAUGUCUGUCCUUCCUCCUCCUUUUUGUUCCUCCCCGUCUCUCCACUGAUGUUGCAAAGUGGACUUGGCUGGCCAGUCAGCCUGCUUUGACUCUGGGUUUGCUCUGUGAGAGAGCGGAUUAUUUGGACUUCAGCAGAUUCAGGUUCACUCGUUUAUUUUACAAAUGCAGUGUGAGGGGUUUUCUGGUCGGUAGUGACAGGGUGCCGAUCCUUCUUACCCACACAACAUUCUUUCAGUAUGUCAUCUUGGAUGCUCAGGGCCUAAGUUUUUCAGGUGUCACAUCCCCAAUACGUGUGCUGACUUUAACGCAGACUCAACAGCAGGGCAGCCGAUAGUCUAGCUCAGGCCCGGGACAAGAUGAGCUCCAAAGUUGAUAAUUUUAAGGGUUAGAGGGCUUGUGUCUAUAAGGAAAAGGGUUAAUUUAGCUCCGUUGUGAACCAGGAUGAAUGGCCUGUCAGCCCAUUUUACAUGCGUGUCCUCUCUUAUUUACCAAAUGUGUAUGUGUUCUUCCUUUUCAUCGUUUCCUAAAGUGUCCGUUAGAUUAUACUUUUUUUUUUCCCUUACCAUAACUGUCUUUUACUUACACAAAUGUAUCAGAAAUAAUGGAGCCAGAUUUCUUUGACCAGCCUGACUGACUAUAUGCCAGUAAGCAGGACACAUGUUUUUUUUUUCUUUUCUUUUUUUUAUGUUUUGUUAUUUUUGUUUUUGGUCAACAUUAACCAAACAGUAAGGUGAAAUACGUGAAAGUUAGCGUGAAGCGACCCUGUGCCCACUAGAUAAGAGAUGCAUGCUGGUGUGGGCAUUGAAUCGUUAUCGGCCUGUGUAGGGCUGCAGGAGGCAUGUUAGCUGAGUACAUACUGUAUGUGUGAGUUUGUGUAAGAACAUUUGCGCAAGUGGCAGUUAGUGGAGCUUUCUACUGAUGCUUGACUUAAAUCUGUGAGAAAUAUUAAUAUAACAUUUACAGUGCGUCACAUGUGAGAUGUAGACUGGUUCCCUCUGCGUUUUGUCUCCCUGGUGGCUCAACAGUGACACAGAAAAGUCUUUUUCAAAAACAAAAUGGUGCAGAGACAUGUGGACCCUUUCCAUGCACCAACACUGGCCCGUCUUGACUCGGCACGUCAGCCCAGUGUGGCAGGGUUUUGCGUUUCCAUUACAGCAGGGCUACCUGCUUGAUGGUGCGUCUUUAACGGAUGACACGCUCGUCUUCAGUGGUGGUCAGGGGACAGGUUGUAAAAAAAACUUUUCCUCCCUGCAGUACUAUCAAAGAAUAGCUGCUAACAAAGCUCUGCUAAUUCGGCGAUAAACACUUGUCAUUUCCUUUACAUUCUUCACAAUAAGAGUCCUCCGUUGUUUAGUUAUUUUAAAGCUUUUAUUAUGAAGUAGCAAAACCAGGAAAUGUUGGGUUUUGACCAUCAGUAACUUUAAAGCAGACAUCUGAGAGAACAAGCAGAGUCGCUGAAGAUUAACCAAACUUCAAACUAGGGGUGUUCUGAUAUCGUGAUAUUCACAAUAAUUCUGUUAUUGAAACUUUAAAUACGAUACACAAGCUGUAUGAGGAUAUUGAGUGAAUAAUCCAGCGCAGAUUUUGUUUACGAUGUCAUCUUGCUGCCUUUUUACCCCCAAAGUUCUCUCUGUUCUUUUCUGAGUUAUGGUUACAGACUCUCUCAACCUCCCUACACAUGAAGUUUGAGAGUAACCUUUUUGCCCCCACCCCCCCAAAAAAGAGACAAAACAUAAUGUGCAAAGUUAAAGAUGGAUUUGAUUGCUUUUUAGAUAACGUGCUCGUGGUCGUUAUGAUGAUUUGUUUGGCUGCGGUUAUUGUGAUAUUGUGACAGCCCUACAUCAACCACAGAGAUUCAGUUACAGCUACAAUAUUACUUGGCGCUGAGCAAAAAUACUUUAAAAUAUAUCUUUCUCAUCAGUCUCAUGCACAGACAUGAAUUGAGUUGAAUAUACAGGAAGAGUGGGGUUCAUCCUUGGCGCUCGGCUCAGCUUGCCGUGUUAAAACUAGUUAAUGGAAGAGCAAACCUGUGCCAUUCGGUCUGACUCGUGCCUGUGGAAAAGCUCCAGAGAAGGUGGCAUGUCUCUUUCUCAAUUCGCCUGGCAUUCCCAAAUUGACAUCGUGAAGAAAUCUUGACAUUUUUUGUUUUGUUUUUUUGUUUUUCACCUCAAUUUAAUUUAGUUACUGUUCUUUUCAGUCACAGAGGAUAAAAAAAUAUGCGGAGGCUUUUCAUGCCAAGAGAAUAAACUGAAUGAAACUGAUACCUGUGGUAACCAGAUGUGUUCAGUCAGCAAAGAAACCCACAAGAAUGCCAGCUCAACGACACUCGAAGUAGCGAACACGCAACUCUUUUCGCCAGCAAUACAAAUACUGAAUAAUGUGUCACCCUUUACUUUCUCAAACUCUUGAGUUUGAACAGGGAACCAGGGAUUCUGAACAAACCAAAAAUCAAACACCAGCACAGGGAUGAAAACAAUACACUGUAGUGAUGAUCUGUUGUAUCAUGGCGUGGCCCUGAGCUGGCAAUAUUGUUUUUGUAUUGUAUGAUCAUGUUUUUUUUAGCAUGCUGCAUUUGUGAAUCAACAGGUUUGUCCUAAGAAGAGAUUAGCUAAGCUGCUAGCAUUCAGUUUACCUUUGUGACUCAACAUGGUUCAGUACUUGAGUCCGACAGCUGUACCUUUCUUUAGAAUGUAUAAAUGUCCCGUCCAGGGACACACUCUUAUUAUUAUAUAUAUAUAUUUUUUUCAAAUCAGGUUUCAGUGUGCUGAUUUUUUUUUUUUUUUCUGCUUUAGCAAGAGAAGUCUCAGCACCUGUGCAGCCAUUGCACCAGGUUUUCCUGUUUUUCUAUACUUGCUGAGCUCAAAAACAUGUAUUUUUUUAUUUACAUUUGUUGUUUUCCUUUUUAAAUAAAAGAAAAAGUCUACUGCCGAUUUGUUCUGGUUUGUAGAACAGAUUUGCAUCUAUAACCUCAUUCUCAGUACUACUUCUGAACAAUGACUGUGGUAAUAAAAGUUCACACAUGACUGUGUUUA
Messenger RNA from Acanthopagrus latus (yellowfin seabream), 4415 nucleotides. RefSeq names its product tyrosine-protein phosphatase non-receptor type 1-like. The record is from RefSeq and is a predicted model, not a curated record. Lineage: Eukaryota; Metazoa; Chordata; Actinopteri; Spariformes; Sparidae. Bases 77 to 1384 code for a protein of 435 amino acids. Gene Ontology annotation, biological process: protein dephosphorylation. The transcript has 9 exons. Gene Ontology annotation, molecular function: protein tyrosine phosphatase activity.